GUUUUACCAAAUUUAAAGGAUAUGCUGACGUUGACACAAAAGGUGUGGUCUCUCAGACUAUAAACAACGUGGACACGUUAUUCCAAUCUUACUUUGAUGCUCAUUCAUUUAACAGAUUUGUAUGCAUCCGUUUUCAACUCUCAAAGACUCUGUGGUGGAGAAUCCAACAAUGCAGACCAUGGAUAUUGAUGACGACACAUCUCCCAACAAGCCCAGUGUUACAUUUUCAGCUAAUUUUCCAUGGUGGAAGAGACCCUCUGGAAUUGCUGCAGUGUGUCUCGGGCUGCUGUGUGUUCUCCUAUUGGCUGGGAUCAUAGGCCUGUUUGUCUACUAUGGCGUCAUUGAUCAUCACUACUCAACAGAGAGAGACCAACAGACCAGUUACAGCCUUCUGACUAAAGAAGGAGAUCAGCAACCAACCAGUUAUAAUAACUUGACUAAAGAGGGACAACAGCUACAGACAGGUUACAACAGCCUGACUAAAGAGAGAGACCAGCUACAGACCAGUUACAACAACCUGACUAAAGAGAGAGACCAGCUACAGACCAGUUACAACACCCUGACUGAAGAGAGAGACCAGCUACAGACCAGUUACAACAGCCUGACUAAAGAGAGAGACCAGCUACAGACCAGUUACAACAACCUGACUAAAGAGAGAGACCAGCUACAGACCAGUUACAACAGCCUGACUAAAGAGAGAGACCAGCUACAGACCAGUUACAACAACCUGACUGAAGAGAGAGACCAGCUACAGACCAGUUACAACAACCUGACUAAAGAGAGAGACCAGCUACAGACCAGUUACAACAACCUGACUAAAGAGAGAGACCAGCUACAGACCAGUUACAACAACCUGACUGAAGAGAGAGACCAGCUACAGACCAGUUACAACAGCCUGACUAAAGAGAGAGACCAGCUACAGACCAGUUACAACACCCUGACUAAAAAGAGAGACCAGCUACAGAAUAGGCUCGCAACCAAAAUUAAGGAGAAAGACCAGUUGCAGAAUACUCUCAACACAAUAACUCAGGAAAGAGAUCAACUGCAGAAUAGUCUUAAUACAAAAACAAAGGAGAGAAACCAGCUACAGAGUAGUCUAAAUACCAGGACCACAGAGAGAGACCAGCUACAGAAUAGCCUAAAUACCAGAACCACAGAGAGAGACCAGCUACAAAAUAGCCUAAAUACCAGGACCACAGAGAGACCAGCUACAGAAUAGCCUAAAUACCAGGAC
Molecule: messenger RNA, 1234 nt
Organism: Oncorhynchus keta (chum salmon)
Lineage: Eukaryota; Metazoa; Chordata; Actinopteri; Salmoniformes; Salmonidae
Exons: 4
Coding region: 122-1219 (365 amino acids)
Biological process (GO): intracellular mRNA localization
Cellular component (GO): ribonucleoprotein complex; endoplasmic reticulum; nuclear outer membrane-endoplasmic reticulum membrane network
Molecular function (GO): mRNA binding
Source: RefSeq, a predicted model, not a curated record